This is a messenger RNA of Folsomia candida, 1966 nucleotides long. RefSeq names its product homer protein homolog 1. NCBI's taxonomy places the organism in Eukaryota, Metazoa, Arthropoda, Collembola, Entomobryomorpha, Isotomidae. Gene Ontology annotation, biological process: G protein-coupled glutamate receptor signaling pathway; regulation of store-operated calcium entry. Bases 557 to 1756 code for a protein of 399 amino acids. The transcript is spliced from 4 exons. Gene Ontology annotation, cellular component: cytoplasm; plasma membrane. The record is from RefSeq and is a predicted model, not a curated record. Gene Ontology annotation, molecular function: G protein-coupled glutamate receptor binding.
AAAUUCAAUAAUGAAAAACUUAUAGCAAUUUGCAACAUUUCUCAAUUUGGACACUUUUGGACAUUUCGGAUGUCCGGACAACUCGGUGUCAAAAACCGGUUUUCAACGGCUGUUUUGAACGAUGGUUAAAACCACAACGAAACCCUGCCCAAACCUAAAAAAAGUGCAUGUGAGCCAGCACAUAGCCCAAAUUUUCAUUUCAAUUUCAUUUGUGAGUGUACUGAAACAUUAAAAAUCAAAUCAUGACCCAGUAAUUGAGUUGGAGAUGCCACGCCACGGGCCAGAGAAUUUGUAUUAUUAUUACGCCCAACGUACUUACGUAUAGGACCAAGUGCCAUUUAUUUAAUAGAGAUGAUCCUUCCUAAUAAUUCAUAUAAUUUAACCCGUAACCAAGGACGAGGCAAGUUUUCGUUACGAUUUUUCGUGAAUUGACGCUUCACAGAUGUAUUUAUGUAACGCCGGAAGGCAAAUAAAACUGCCUGCUGCUGAUAAGUACUUGACGAAUAUAGUCAAUUUUUAUUUUAAUUUUAUUCCAUACUAAUUAAUUCUGACUGAUAUGUACUCUAAUUCAAUAAUCGGGCGGGAUAAUGCCACUCCCACGAAUAAUAACAACGCCAGCGAAGGAAACCCAUGCCCACCCUCCGACGACCCGGCCACCCUGAUUCACACGAGUUUCGCCAAAGUCUACACAAUGACGAUUUCCCCCACGCCGAAAACGUGGACCCCCGCGACCCAGUACGCCGUCCCGGUCUCCUUCUAUUUCGACAAGCAGAGGAACGUGUACCGCAUCCUGAGCUAUGACGGGGAACGUCUCAUCAUCAAUAGCACCAUCGUGCCUUCAAUGUCGUUCAACAAGCCGAGUUCCGCCUUCGGUUUGUGGAGUGAUACAAAGUUGAGGAUAAUUUUUGGGUUGGGGUUUCCCUCUCAAGGGGCACGAGAUUUGGCGGGCGACUGGUUUGAUAAGCUGGUGAAAGCAGCCACGAAUCUGGAACAGUCGAGUAGAAACCUUACCUUACCCCCACCGGAAACUGGGAUGAAUAAUUUGCCAUUCAGUGCAGCUACAAGUGUUAAUCACUGGAUAACCGAUGACGAAUCCGCCCUCGACAUAUCCUCCACCAUCCCUCCCGCACCACCCAGGGUCACCUCCCCCAGCCAAGCCUUAUCCUGCCCCCCUCACCAAUUCUCCGAGGAAUACACCCCCGACACGGAUCGCGUCGUGAUCGCGGUCGGCGGCGCAAUUCGCGAACAAUCCAUUAAAAGUUUGCAACAAGAAGAAGAACUGGAACGCAAAUUGGUCGCGGUGGAGAAGGAAUUGUCCGAACUUAAAGUCCUUUUCGCCUCCGUGCAAGAAAACCUCGGUAAAAAAAUCAAGGAAGCCGAAAAAUUAAGGGAGCUCGUGAAUUCUGCAAAAGAAGAGUUGCAAGUGCAAAUUAAUCGGGCUGAGAUAGCGGAAAAGUUGCAUAAAGAAGAGAAGCAGCGAAUGGACGCCAUGCAAGGAAAGAUAGAACAGCUCAAAGCCAUCAUUUCCCAGCAAACCGGAAGCAUCGCGGAGCUGCAAGAGGGGAAAAGGGUGAGCGAACAAGAGAACAAGAUUUUGAGAGAAAGUCUCAAUAAUCGCUUCAAUGUGGAGGAGGCUGAUAAAGAUUUGAGUAAUUUGGAAAGUAUGUGUAGAGAAAUUUCCGAGAAGAUGGGGGAAGUUCUCAAAAUUCAGGAAAGAUUGAAAAAUAAUCUGGCAGGGGCAAAGCAGCAGCUAUGAAAAUGUUUUAAAGAGCAUGAUGAUGUUUGGUAAUCUAACUUAUCAAUGGUAAAAUAUGAAAGAAUAAUUGAUGCUAUGAGUGAUUUUUAAUAAACAUUUUGUCACAUUUUAUUGAAUGAAUAUGCAAAUUUUCGUGUAACUUAACGCAUACGGGUCUUACAUUUGAAUUUUUGCGUCUCAACUUUCCCUUCUUCAAUAUAUUCCAAUUUU